CAAUCACAUAUCGCGAAAGAGAACAUACCUUACCUUAACGAACCAACCCACUGACAUCGAAGCGUUUAUAUUGAAUAUAUAUGCGAAUCUUCUGCACACUCUUGUCUUGAUUAUCCCACAAAGACCCCUAUUGUUCUUCUUGGGCCGGAUUCAUUCCUGCCUAGAUCAAAAGCCUCAAGGAAGCAACCCUUCUCCCACCAUCAUGGCUUCUCUCGGAGGAUACUUGAACAAAAAGGUUCUGAUUAUCACGGCCGACUCGAGAAUCCUCGUGGGCAACCUAGUAGCCGCAGACAAUAGCACCAACCUCGCACUCACAAACACCUACGAACGGGUCAUCCAGACGCCGGAUAGCGGAGAGCCCUCUGUCGAAGUCCCACUCGGCCUCUACAUGGUGCGAGGCGACAACGUCUGCACCGUCGGCCUCGUCGACGAAAAGCUAGACAGCGACAUUAACUGGUCUGAGGUUAAGGGCUCAGCCAUUGGGGGGAUAAAACACAUCUAGAUCCUAUGCGAGGUUUGGGGGCUGGGCUGGGGCUGGCUGGGCUGUUCACGAUGCUAUGUAUGCUCUUUUCGUUCCUCUUCAGUGCUUUCUAUUCGAGCUGGAUAUAUACCCAACGGCAGAUGCUAGGCCUCUGCUGUUCUACAUAUGGGAAGCAGGCGUUGGUAUUGGUGUGGUAGAUCAAUGAUACUGGAUGCACUCUGGAAGCCACUCAAUUCCAUUCCGCAACAAAUCUCUCCGACUUAGGCGAAAACCCUCUUCAUCAGAUACUCGGCGAAAACGGACUCGCCUGGCG
Sodiomyces alkalinus F11 is the source of this 794-nucleotide messenger RNA. RefSeq names its product Sm-like ribonucleo protein. The transcript is spliced from 4 exons. Gene Ontology annotation, cellular component: U4/U6 x U5 tri-snRNP complex; U6 snRNP; precatalytic spliceosome. The coding region runs from base 203 to 502 and encodes 99 amino acids. The record is from RefSeq and is a predicted model, not a curated record. Gene Ontology annotation, biological process: mRNA splicing, via spliceosome. Gene Ontology annotation, molecular function: RNA binding. NCBI's taxonomy places the organism in Eukaryota, Fungi, Ascomycota, Sordariomycetes, Glomerellales, Plectosphaerellaceae.